UUGUCCUUGCAUCAUUUUGAACCGAGUAAGUUACGUGUACACAUCGUACGGAUACUAGUGUGCUCAACUCGCAAAUUUAAAAACACCGGAUUACACAAUAUUAUUAAACAAUUGUUAUCAUUGUGCAAUUAAUAACAAGUGAUUACGUACGCAAUCUAAGCGAUCUAAACAUUAGUUCCAAAGAAGAAACAGCAGUUUCUUUAAAAAUUACUACCCUCAACGAACAUUCUAAUAACAAAUUGGAGAACAUGUGCAUGUCCAAGUUGUGCAACGGGGCUGGCAGCGAUGGUGAAGACACCGUAUGUGAGGAUAGCCCGAAAAUGAACCGCAACCGUCUGGGGAGAAUCAUCCGCACAGUCCUUGCUGAGGCACGCAAGGACAGCCGCCUUAUCUGCGGCUUGUUGCCGGCAAUCGCGUGUUUGGAUAAAGCUGCUGACGAGACGAUCAUGUGUCUGCUAGCUGAAAGUAGACCAGGUGAUUCCAGCGCACAUCUGCAAACUGUCUUAUUGCAAGCUUUUUGCUAUGAAAACUACAUUCCUGUCAUUAAAGUAGACAGCAGUGAAAAACUCGCAGAACUUUGCGGAACAACAUCGGAUGGCGGCGGCGGUGUUGGUUGCCAAUGCGCCAUUAUUACCAGAGACCUCACCAUUCCAUGGAACGAGGACGAUAAUUACAGCCCACCGAUGAAUGACGUGGAGCAAUCGCUCGCGGAUUUCUACGAGGCCACCCUCGAGGAAUACCCCUCGCCGGUGGUCAAGUUGCCGAGAUGAACGUCCUGCGGGACAUCCGUAAUGGACUCUUGUACGUGUAUGAACACGCAUAUUGUUUGAGAAUUGAAAAUUAAUCCUUGUAAGUCGUAUAUAAGACGUACGUGGCUAGUAAUGCGAGCCAUACGGCUGCUCGUGACAGUCAUUGGGAUUAAGUAACGUGUCGAUACUCGAUAACACGAUAUUGUUAAAGUCGGUAUGUUAUCGUAAUGGAUUCCCAGGGUUGGGGACACACAGAGCCCCAUGAACCAUUGAGGAGGAAUCCAUUUUCAGUUAAAUCGCAAGCUAACCUUUUUAAAUGUUUGCAUAAUGUCAAGAAACAUUCAAUUUUGCUAUCAUUGAUGAUGAUGAAUAUAAUGUAGAGCAUUGAUUUGCGUAUAACUUUGAUAACUUUGAAGCAUUUUAAGAAAUUUCAUUCAGCUUCGCUGCUGUUGUUUGAAUAAAGUAAUAUGUAAUGUAUUGUAACACGCAAAGUGCAGCCAACAUUGGAAUUGUUAAUAUUGUUUAUAUAAGAUAAUUAUUUCGAUUAGGAGAUCAAAUUGAUUUUGAUAUAAAUGCAUUAUAUCAGAAAGAAAUAAAUACAAAAAUGAAGAUGAA
Dalotia coriaria is the source of this 1364-nucleotide messenger RNA. Its product is annotated as growth arrest and DNA damage-inducible protein GADD45 beta-like. The record is from RefSeq and is a predicted model, not a curated record. The transcript has 2 exons. NCBI's taxonomy places the organism in Eukaryota, Metazoa, Arthropoda, Insecta, Coleoptera, Staphylinidae. Gene Ontology annotation, cellular component: nucleus; cytoplasm. Bases 249 to 770 code for a protein of 173 amino acids. Gene Ontology annotation, biological process: regulation of cell cycle.